GCGAAGCGUUGCGCGUGAGCAGAAAGAAGCAGUGCCCUAGAUCUGCAAAGCAUCUGUACCAUCCAGUCCUUCAUUGGAGUCAGUUCCUCACCCCGCAUUGGAAAGAAAACUAACAAAAACGCACCCGCUGGAUGUGUACGCUCGUGCGUAAAUGGAGACGUUUGUGCGCACUGGCCGCGUCUUUUGAACAUGCGCUCAAUAAACCAUGUUAUUUUUCCCGUCACUAAGUCUCGUCCUGUCCCACACUACUGCUAUAUGCUCCAUAGACUUCCUCAUACUUCAUAUCUACCAUGAGUGAUGGCGCUGCCGACAGAGUCCUACAGUACCGGUGCGCAGAGCGGCUCCUGUGAGAAAGGCUUUGGCGCACCGGAUUGCAAUGGUUAUGUGAAAACACGUGCUGUCCCACUGUGCCGUGAGCGCCACUAUGAGACGUGGGUGAGGCUAAUGCGCACGAGGAUAUGGAGCUCUCGGAGACUUGUGAGCGCAGUGUGCGUGGGGACGCUCUCCGUGUUUGUCGGCGCGCUGCUCAAAGAGUGGAGAGCUGAGGCCAGCGGCGGCGGCGCUGACGGCGCACUCUCCCAGCCUCCGUCCCCGCUGGUCUUUGUUGCGGGCUGCGCGGCGGAGCUGCUGCAAACUUGCUGGAGCGCACUCUCGCUGCUGUUCACUCUUGUCUGUGCCUUCUUCUGGGUCGGCGUGUACUUGAUCCGCUGCGGGGUGCUGAUCCAGACCGCCCUCUCGCUGCUGACCUUGUGCCACCUGGGCGAAGUGGCGGCGUGGUCUCUGCUGGACGGGACGGAUGAGCAGCUGUUUUCCUUCCCCACAGCGGCCGCGCUCGUGCUCGUCUGCCUGGCCGCGGGCGCACUCAUGGUAGCGCGGCUGAACCAGGGCACCUCGGUGAUCGUUUUCAUCAGCGUCGUCCGGACCAUCUCCCUGCUCUCGCUGCAGAAAGUGCGGGCCACUUGGAGACCGUACGUCGCGUACCUGGUCGGAGUGCUGGGCAUCCUGCUGGCGAGAUAUGCUGACAGGCUCCUGCCUAACCAAGGGAGACACAAGGAGGGCUGCACCCCCGUGACUGGAGCCAGGGAAGAGGUCCCUGUAUUUAAAAGGCGCAGGAGGUCCAGUUCUGUGAUCGCCUCAGACAUGGCGCACAGUCAGCCCAACAGUAAGUCCCAUCGCAGGACAUCUCUGCCGUGCAUCCAGAGGGACCAGAUGCUGUCCCGCUCCGACUGGGACCACAAGAGAGGCUCUAGAGGAUCCCAGUCAUCAGGCACGACGGUCAUGGUGGACAUAGCAGUGAUGGGGGAGGCUCACGGACUGAUCACAGACCUGCUGGCGGAUCCCUCUCUGCCACCCAACACCUGCACCUCCCUGCGGGCCGUCAGCAACCUGCUAACCACCCAGCUCACCUUCCAGCCGCUGCAUCGACCACGCCCUGCCCCUCUGCUGAACCCGAGUGAUGCCUACACCUGCUCCGACUCAGAGGAGGGGCCUGAGAAGGGAGAGAAAACAGCCAUUCACAAGCGUCUCAGACGGAGUCUCCACCCGGGUCUUCUGAGGAGAAUCUCCUCCACGUGGACGACCACCACUUCAGCCACAGGACUGCCCACCAUUGAGCCUGGGCCGGUCCGGAGAGACCGCAGCGCCAGCAUCAAACCCUACCACGAAACCCUCACCUGCAGUUGUGGGAGACCGUAUAUCAGACUGAGCCAUGGAGAGGGGUCUGUCGAUAAGGGAGACAGGAUACCACGGUCAGCAGAGGACCAAGUGGUUGUAUCUUCAGACUACGACAGCGCGCAUGAAGCCAACCACAGUGACAGCAGUGAUGUAGCACAUACAGAGGAGGACUCAGAGGAAGGGAAGAACUCCCAAAACGUCAUCCUCCAUACACUAAUACCUCCGGAGGACAAACCCAUUCUGGCCCCAGAGCCGUUACUGAUGGAGGGCCUGGAUCCUUUGCUUGAUCAGAUAAACAGCUGGAACUUCCCCAUCUUCACCAUGAUGGAGAAAACCAGCGGAAAAUGUGGACGAAUCCUCAGUCAGGUUUCUUACAGGCUCUUUGAAGACACCGGCUUGUUUGAGACCUUCAAGAUCCCCGUAAAAGAGUUCAUGAACUACUUCCAUGCCCUGGAGAGUGGUUACAGAGACAUACCAUAUCACAACAGAGUCCACGCCACAGACGUGCUUCAUGCGGUCUGGUACCUCACCACGCAGGCUGUGCCCGGGCUGCCCAGCCUCCUCGCAGAUCACGGCUCUGCCAGCGACUCAGACUCCGACAGUGGAAUAACACACAGUCACAUGGGCUUCCUGGUUUCUAAGACCUACACUGUGUCAGAGGACGGUUACGGCUGCCUGUCCAGCCUCAUACCCGCUCUGGAGCUCAUGGCUCUGUACGUGGCAGCUGCAAUGCACGACUACGACCACCCAGGGCGGACCAACGCCUUCCUCGUGGCGACCAGCGCCCCACAGGCGGUGCUCUACAAUGACCGCUCGGUUCUGGAAAACCACCACGCUGCCUCGGCUUGGAACCUCUUCAUGUCACAUCCCGAGUACAACUUCCUGGUCAACCUGGACCACGUGGAGUUCAAGCGUUUCCGCUUCCUGGUCAUAGAGGCCAUCCUGGCCACCGACCUGAAGAAGCACUUUGACUUCCUCGCUGAGUUCAAUGCCAAGGUGGGAGAUGACCCAACAAACGGCAUUGAUUGGUCGAAUGAAAAUGACAGGUUGCUGGUCUGCCAGAUGUGCAUUAAGCUGGCAGACAUCAACGGCCCCCUGAAGUGCAAAGACCUGCACCUGCAGUGGACGGAGGGCAUCGUCAACGAGUUCUACGAGCAGGGCGAUGAAGAGUCGAGUUUGGGCCUUCCUGUCAGCCCGUUCAUGGAUAGAAAAGCACCACAGCUGGCCAAACUUCAGGAAUCCUUCAUCACACACAUCGUCGGACCCCUUUGUAACUCCUACGACUCAGCUGGACUCAUUCCUGGGAGGUGGGUGGAGCCUAAUCCAGAUGAAGAAGACGCAGAAGCUGUAGAAAAUGAUGAGGAGGAAGAGGAUACUGUAGAGGAAGAUGCAUCCUCCAGCUCAGAAGUUUCGCAGAAAGCAGCUCUAAAGAAGAGGAGGAAAGUGUUCUGCCACAUCACCCAGCAUCUCCUGGAGAACCACGAGAUGUGGAAGAAGGUGAUCGAAAAGGAGGAAGAGGAGGCCCAGAGCGCAGGCCAAGGGACCGAUUCUGUCCAUUUAAACAAUGUAGCUGAACCUAUUCUGGUUAUUGAUGAGGAGGAGGAGGAAUCAGGAAGCAGAGAGGAGCAGGUGGAAGGAGAGCGUCCAGAGGAAGAAGCAGAGGAACCCGCGUGGUCACAGAGAGAAGACUCUAAACCUCAAGAGGAACUCAACCAGGAGGACCCACAGUGAAAGAGCAUCAGUCAGAAAACCAUGUGAAAAGUAUUACUUUUGUUUUGUUUUUUAAAAACAGUCAACUGACUCCUAUUUCUGCCAGUACAUCACUUAGACACAACACUGUAGAUGUUUGGGAAAUGCGUGCCUAUACAGAAAAACAAGAAGACAGGGUGGGAUCUCUUGUGCUUUACACAUUUAACCGAAUUAUACGGAUUCAUGAGAGGCUUUCUUUUUUGCAAUAAUGAAACAUUCGUGGACUUUGGGAUAUUUUUCUUACUUGUCAAGAGGAAAAGAACAUGUGGUAAAAGAAAACUGCAUACAUUUGCUGCCAAUUCACACAUAAUUGUUAAUCAAUUGAGGAUAUACAUAGAAAAUCACAGUUAUUUGUGUUCAAAUUUCAUAUUUUUUAAGGCUAAAGUGGGCCUGAGUGUAUUUUUUUUGUCUCCAUUUUACUUUUGGGAUUAUAAAGGGAGCUAAUCAGCUGAGGAACAAUCUUCUUUCAACUUGUGACACAGGUGGGCUAAAGCAUCCAAAAUCAAACAUGUUGUCAAAUGAUAAUAUAUGGUGUUUGUGGCAAAUUAAGAACUUAAUCCCUCCGUCGAACCAUCUAUUUUAAUCACACAUAGUAAGACUCCUCACAACUUGUGUCCAUUUUUGUUUUUUUGUGUUUUCACUCCACCAUAUUUCAAAAAACGUUUAAAACAGAGAAAAAUAAUGAUCAUCAAGUCCUAAAUCUUGUACCAUCUGUGAAAGAUGAUCCUAAAUUACUCAAACAGUGAAAAGACUAGAUGAACAAUUCAGUUUUGAUUCCAAAAAAUCCAAUAAAAGCUUCAAGCUUUUUACAAAACUGCCUCAAAUGAUAGAUAAGCGUACAAUUACUAUUUAUUACCAACAUUGGACCAAAGGUUCAGCUAGAGCAGGGAUGGGCAAACGACGACCCGGGGGCCAUAUGCAGCCAGUUUAAUAAUUGAACCUGAUCUGCCAAACUUUAAUACAUUUUAUUGAUGAUCCCUAAUGUUGUUUUAGUUUCCUUGUAGUUAUGAUGUCCUAUAGAUGGUGCACUACCAAUACGUUGACCUUUGUUUAGGUGCAGAUAGUUAUUCUGCAUUCUUGUGCGUUUUCUGCGUCUGACGGUCAUUUUUCCGAUUGUUCAAACAAAACAUGAACGCAGUAUUUCUCAAAGGGUGUAUUCAGACACAUUUAGUCCGCUUUGAGUAAACUAGAGUUCGUUUCCUCCAACAAAAAUUUUAGUCUGAAUAUGUCAAGAGAAAUCUAGUCAGGGAUCAUCUUUCGGUGUGAUCGCGGUUUGUUUCAAAUCGGACUGAACUUCUGAAUACAAUCUGCUCUAAGAGCGAAAGAAUUGAACCAAAACGGCCACCGUAGCCGGUCAAUAGCGGACAAACCUGGAGUAGUGAUGCAACAGCAGCUCAUUAAAACAGCUUUUAACAUGAUAUGCUUGCUUUUACAGACAAUGUAUCUGCCAUAAACACUUAUUACCGUACUUGUAUCCGCGGCGUCCAUGGUAAACCGCCUUGCACAUUGCCUCCGCUGUACCAAAGUAGCAGUAAAAAAGUCUCGUACCUGACCUUCACACAGAUGUUCAAAAUUGAUCAGUAAAAUAAAAAGUUUGAAUAAGUGGACAGUGCUGGCAAGGAUUUACAAACCGCAGCAUCUCCAUCUUUGUUUUUUUGUUUCAACCCGCCCCCGCAACUGCUGGCCAAUGACUGAAGAGAUCCUUAAUCACGUGAUUUUGUUUACAAGUGUUGGUCCAGAACAGACAUCUUUGGUAGACCCAAGUCUGGAUACAGACCAAACCCAAGUUUAGGACACGAUCCAGAACAAAUUAAGCGGACCCUCGUAUGAAAAAUUAUUUUUCCAGUGAGAAUACCCCCUAAGUUUGUAUUUUCCUCUGAGGAACAUCAACCGAUUGACUCAAAAAUAAUAAUAAUUAAAAAGAAAACUCCAAAAUGUUCAGUUUUAAAAUAUAUCUAUGAUUUUUUUAAUCAAAUUAAAGCACAUUUUCAUUAUUCAUUUUUCUUAUGAAAUGGAUUACCAAAACCAACCAUUCAUUUUCUCCUGGUCCGCCCUACUGGUUUAGUUUAAGAAGACUCUGUGGUCCACGAUUAAAAAAGUUUGCCCAUCCCUGAACUAAAGAGUAUAGCAAAAAUAAAAGGGAUCCCAUUCAUCCUAUAGUCUAGACUCUGUUCAUGGUUUGAUCAGAGAAGUUAACAGCUUUCAAAAUGACCUUGAAACUAUUUAAUGCUGAUUUCUCCUCUCAGGCUCUUUAAGCGUACUGCGUGAGUAGACUCAGGAUAUUGUGUUACACUCCCCAUCAUUCAUCUGCAUUUUUCUUACCUUAAACCCUCAGGAAAACCACAGGUGUUAAGAUCUGGUAUGACUAAUAAAUAUGAGGUAAAUUGGACUGGAAAGCGACAGCUAAGAUUUUCAAGUUUUCACAAAAAAGUUCCCAAAAGUUUACUCUGAGCCAACCAUAAAUACAACUUUUUGUGUAUGUAAAGAUCCCUGUGUCCUUCGUUUCAGAACUCUUCGUGAGCUUUCUUUUUAAUACUCGUAAUACCUUCCACUACACAUGAACAAACUUUAAAGAAAAAUAAUCACUCCUCUGUAUGUGGAGAGUAAUGUGGGGGAUUUUCAGGCAGUAGGCACAAGACCAAACCACUGUGAGACAUAGAGUGGUGGAGCUUAGCUUUCAGAUCUUCAAAAUGUCAGUUUUUUUGUAAAGAUUCCUAUUGGCAUGUGCUUCCAUUGUAUAUAAUCUAAACCGUUUCUGUUUAUGUAAAAAUUUGAAAUUUUUGCCAGUUUCUGCCUACAUUGUUUGCCAAAUCCCCAUUCAAAUUAGACCAAACCGGUCCCUCUUUAAGUACUUUCAGUUCAUUUCUUAAGGAAUAUUGCACAGGUGUAGAGGAUGUGCAUGGAGAGAAAACGGCUUCAUUAUUGAAGACUGAAAAAUUAACCAUUUCUGUGAUCAGACAAUGGGAACCCAAUGUUCACGAUGGCCUCUUUACUGGAGUGCUGAUUCAGCAUCGGUGUGCGCUAGAUGAGGAGGAACCCCAACGCAGUCUCGUUAAUUAGGUGACCCACGGAUUAGUCGGGCUUUGUACACACGUUUAAUCCAAACACAAGAUCAAAUCGGAAUUGUUCGGAGCCACUGAAUUAUUCCGUGUUUGCCUUCCUUUCCUUUUGUGCCGUGUUUACUCUGCAAAGGCUCCCUUGUGUUGAUUCAUUUUGUGCCAAAUGAGCUGUAACCAUCAGUUUCUUGCACAAUGGACCCAUUUUCUGUGGCUUUUGAAAAACCUGAUAGUACAAAUGUUAUGUAGGCUACUAAGCAAAACACGACGCAUUCACUCCGAGGAUGAUCCAUCUUCAGAAACCCGUCCAAACUUCCAUGAUUGCUUCCUUCCAACCUCCCGCCUCCAAAGGGAAUGUUUAGUAAAGUUUUGAAUUUUUCCAGCCCCUCUAACCAGAAUGUUCUAUAUCAUGAAGUAUGUCAUCGUUGACAAGGAAAAAUAUUACAAGUAGAGAGGUUUGAAAGAUGAAAGGAUGGAGUGAGUGGUUCCUUAAUUCCUCACACGUGCUCAACAGAAAUUAUUAUUCGCUGAAGGUCCUGUAGCCUAUUUCUCCUAGUGCUUCCUUUUGAUCUGCAUACUGCUUAUCCUUGCUGGUAAGAGUGGUUCAGCUCACAACCUCACUCAUAUUUAAUGCAUUUGGAUUCCGUCCACGUUAUCACACGUUUUCUUUAGAGUGUAAAAGUGUUGAUUCCUUUUUUUAAAAUCAAAACUGAUGCAUUAAAUCAGUGGUUUCAUUUUUCUGUUUAAUGUCUUAAUUUGUUAUUUUUCUUGUCACUUGUUCAUUUGUGUAAAAAAAAUAAUUGUAACCAUGGACACCAAACAAGCUUUACAACUAUGUAAACAAAAGGAGAUGAGUAUUUUUAUAGUCGACACAUGAUUAAAUAAUGAAUUGCUUUCUUCUCACUAGUACCUUGCACUUACCACACGUACUAAAGGAGGAAUAUGUCCAAAUACACAGUAUUUGUGAAAUAAUGAAUUUCCUUGCAGGUUAAAUGCUCCAGUUUUGUACAAUAUACAUAUAUGCUGUACAGUAAAGACAUUUUAAAACUACAAAACUCUUUUAGAUAUACUUUAUUUAUUUUUAACAUUUUGUAAUUUAGACACUAUACUGUAGCUUCAAUAUUGCCAGACUUACUGGAAGUGCCUAUAUUGGUAUUAUGUAUCAUACAGUGAAUAUAUUUGAAGAUCAUUAGACUUUGUCACAAACUGAAACAUGUGGAUGUUGUAAUGUGAAUACAAUGAAUUACAAAAUUACAAUUCCUGUCGUA
This is a messenger RNA of Oryzias melastigma (Indian medaka), 7747 nucleotides long. Its product is annotated as cGMP-inhibited 3',5'-cyclic phosphodiesterase A. The record is from RefSeq and is a predicted model, not a curated record. The transcript is spliced from 14 exons. NCBI's taxonomy places the organism in Eukaryota, Metazoa, Chordata, Actinopteri, Beloniformes, Adrianichthyidae. Gene Ontology annotation, molecular function: 3',5'-cyclic-AMP phosphodiesterase activity. Gene Ontology annotation, biological process: positive regulation of oocyte development; oocyte maturation. Gene Ontology annotation, cellular component: cytosol. The coding region runs from base 298 to 3405 and encodes 1035 amino acids.